Molecule: messenger RNA, 2909 nt
Organism: Polypterus senegalus (gray bichir)
Lineage: Eukaryota; Metazoa; Chordata; Cladistia; Polypteriformes; Polypteridae
Product: free fatty acid receptor 3-like
Exons: 2
Coding region: 206-1168 (320 amino acids)
Biological process (GO): G protein-coupled receptor signaling pathway; cellular response to fatty acid
Cellular component (GO): plasma membrane
Molecular function (GO): G protein-coupled receptor activity
Source: RefSeq, a predicted model, not a curated record
UGUGGGUCCGACGCCGUAAGGUUUUUGGCUCCUUCUUCUCACAGGCACAACCAAAGUUGGGACAGUAAGUGGAGUGUCAUGGAUUUAAGCUGAGAGUGCAGGGCUUGGUGACAGGAAGACCACUGUGGGAGCAGCAGCUUGCAUCGUGCAGUUAAACAUUUGCUGUCCACUCAUUGUGAGGUGCUGAAAUGCCCCUUUUGCGACGAUGUCGGCACCUCCAUACAAGACCAAUCCUCUCUACCUGACCGUCUACACCAUCACCUUAAUGACCGGCUGGCCGACCAACCUGCUCGCCCUGUACGCCUUCUACAAGAAGCUGAGGCGCAAGGCCACUCCCAGCGUGAUCUUCAUGAUCAACCUGACUCUCUCAGACAUCUCCUUUCUCACUUUCCUUCCGAUCAAGGCCAUUGAGGCAUCCGGGGACAUGAUCUGGAUCCUUCCGCGCUCCCUGUGUCCGCUGAGCGGCCUUUUCUACUUCAGCACCAUCUACAGCAGCACCCUGUUCUUGACGGCGGUAAGCGUGGACCGCUACCUGGGAGUGGCCUACCCACUGUGGUACAAGAUGUAUCGGAAGAGCUCCUACGCCCUCGUCGCCUGUUUCUGUCUGUGGGUUUGCGCUUUUGCCCACUGUAGCGUGGUCUACGUCACGGAGCUGAAUCGGAACUGGAGUACUCUGAGUAACGAGUUCAUCUGCUACGACAAUUUUAGCGAGAAGCAACUGACGUUCCUCCUGCCUGUGCGCCUGGAGCUCGGCCUCAUGCUCUUCUGCAUCCCGUCCCUCAUCACCUCCUUCUGCUACUGCAGCUUUACCAGAAUCAUCCUGUCCUCUCCACACAUUUGCAAGGAGAAGAAGCAGAGGUGCGUCGGGCUGGUCCUGGCCACGCUCGCCGUCUUCCUCAUCUGCUUCACGCCGUACAAUGUCUCCCAUUUUGUGGGCUACGCCCAAGGCAGCAGUCCCACGUGGAGAGGCGACGCUUUGCUCCUCAGCACCUUCAACGCCUGCCUCGACCCCAUUAUCUUUUACUUCUCCUCCACGGCUGUCCAGAAGUCCUGUAGGAGCUGUCUGCGGGGUCUGCAGAUCAAAGAGUGCACCAACAAGCCCAUCUUUUUCCUCUCCAACAAAAUGAGGUCCGAUGAAAAGAACCCCAACGUGGAAGAUCGAUGCUGAGCACGGAUUGCUGAACUUUCAGCGGCAUUUCAUGUUGUCUCGGCUCGGACUGACCGAGGGUUCCUUCCUCCCGGAGGGUCGCCAGAUUACACAGCAGGACUUUCUUGGCCAGUGGGCUAAUGGAGAUCUCCUUCGGUGACCCCGCAGGCUGCUAAUUCCAAAGGUGCCUCUUUGCAACUCAGCUUAUCGAAAAUUGGAACCCACAAAUCCUGAAGGUGCGAUGGAUUCCCAUCAGAGAGGAGUGGGGGUCCAUCCUUGGACGUGACCACUUUGUGGCUUUCUGCAUUGAAUUCCCAGGAUUUCCAGAGCUGCCGAUGACUUAACCAGAUGGCUUUGAGUCUUUGUAAGAGGGUCUGGUUGAUUCCACAGAGUCGGAAAUGGAAAAGCGGUCGUAAUCACAACAGCAGGACUUCGAUGAACUCUCAAUGCCACUGACUUGAUGAAAUGAGGCGUUACGUGGCGCGGUGUGUAUGUUUGUGGUGGGCACACGCUUAACCUGGGAAAGAUUUAACUGGACCCCCAUGCUGUUUCUUCUCCACUGGGUCUCGACGUACUUUGAUGCUGUGACUGUGCUUUCUUUAAGGGUGCUGCACAAGUGCCAUUAAGGUGUCACAUUAGCCCGGUGUGUAUGCUGGGAUACCUCCCUCUUGCAGUCACCCCUGUACUAGACCAUAAUGGACAUCUGGGCAGAACAUGUGGAAACGCCAACAGGGGGUCACUUACUACAGCACUCCACAUGCUCACCCGAGGACACGGCUCUAUUCUUAGAUGACAAAGUCAUUCUUCUGUGGUGAAUAGCUUUUGAUGACAUACUUGUCAGAUAUUCGAUGACCAAUCACAUGGAUAAGGACAGUUUUUCCUUAUGCCUUUAAGAAAGAAAUGGGGCAACUCAGGAUGAGUCAGAGGAGAACGCACUGCUCCGUGUGCCAUGACGGUGCCCUUCCCUGUUGGCCCAAACCCCUAAGGUCUGCGGGCUUCUCCUUGUGCAGGAUGUGGUGAAGAAGGAGUCACCGUCUGGUGGGCCCUUCCUGAUCACAUUUAAUGUCACUUAGCACUUUGUGUCACUUGAACGGGAUGUGCUGUCCUUCUAGCAGAGCUCUUGAUAACACUGCACCCUUGUGUCCGAGUUUGGGAACUGCAGUCUGAUGAGGAACAAACUAAUGGAAGGCUCAUCUGCUUUGACUCGAAUGAAGAGCACCAAGGCCGGGGCAGCACUGGACUUUUAGAAGUGCGUCCUGCCCGGUGGGUUUGUUUGACCGGCUUAUCACCGAGUUGAUCACAUUUCGUUUUUUGUUUUUUUAUUGGUUGUCAGAAAACCCCAUUUUGCAUGGAGGAUUACCCACAAAGAGUUAAAUGCAAUCUGACAUGUAAAAUCCGCUGAAAUGCAAUGAAUGUUUGUCUCCUGCAUUUAAUGUUUGCACUCUAUGUUUGUGUCAUAAUUAAUUAAGAAAUCGAUCGACACGCCACGCCACGCCACGUCGCAUUUGUGCCAUUUUGAAAUGCAUUACAAAGUAAACUCACAUUCCAGAUUUGAGGGGCACAACAGCAGAAGGGCGCCCGCCUCACCACUUCUUUUAAGUUUCGCUCUUGGAAUUCUAAGCAGACCCUCAUGUGAAGAUCUGAGGGUCCGAUUUGGAGUGUAAGGUGAGAGACAUUCGGAGAUACAGGAUACAGGAGCAGAUUAGUGAAGGCUUUGUAAACCAUCAGCAGGAUUUGAAAGUCAAUUCUAAAUGGCACUGGU